This is a messenger RNA of Colletotrichum scovillei, 688 nucleotides long. RefSeq lists its product as uncharacterized. Bases 74 to 613 code for a protein of 179 amino acids. Gene Ontology annotation, cellular component: mitochondrial inner membrane peptidase complex. The record is from RefSeq and is a predicted model, not a curated record. The transcript is spliced from 2 exons. Gene Ontology annotation, biological process: mitochondrial respiratory chain complex assembly. NCBI's taxonomy places the organism in Eukaryota, Fungi, Ascomycota, Sordariomycetes, Glomerellales, Glomerellaceae. Gene Ontology annotation, molecular function: serine-type endopeptidase activity.
ACAGGACAGAAGGCGCUGUUCCCAAGUCACAGCGCGGCAAACCUCCGCGACAACCUGACAAUAUUUUGCGCCCAUGGCUGCCCGUUCGCUAUGGGCGCGCGCACGAGGGAGCUUCCUCGGUGACACCACGCUUCGCCUGCUCGGGCUUGCGACCUGGAUCCCGGUCGUGAUUACCUUCAACGACCAUGUUGCGACCAUCACGAGCAUCAGCGGCGGCUCCAUGUACCCCUACUAUAACGAGGAUCGCAAUAAGACGAUUGCAAAUGACAUGGUGCUCAAUUGGAGGUGGAAACCCUCCUAUGGGCUUCAGAGAGGCAUGAUUGUCACGUUUAGGAGCCCUUUUCAUCCCGAGACCGUAGCGAUCAAGAGAGUCGUCGCGCUGGAAGGUGAAUAUGUCACGACAAGAGCACCAUAUCCGGAGAGAGUGGUCAGGGUGCCGCAGGGCCAUAUUUGGGUGGAGGGAGAUGGGCCACAAGAUCAGACGCUGGACAGUAAUACGUACGGUCCGAUAUCUAUGGCGCUGGUGACAGGAAAAUGCAUAUGGAAUAUCUGGCCUUGGCGCAAGUUUGGCCGCGUGAAAUGGGAAGAGCACAAAUUCAAGGAUAGAUACUGAAGCGCGAAUGGCUUCGUGUAUGAAUAAGCAUGUGAGCGGGACACUGAGAGAGUCCUGGAUUUGGGUUACAGGGUC